GUCAAACAGCUAGCGUUGACUUAGCUAGUGCUAGGUUGUGUUUUCAUAUCUCAGCUGAAUAUUUCUGUAAAAAUGUCUUCAGUUCAGCAUCUGAGAGAGUUUAUCAGAGAGCGACUAACUGCUGCCGCUGAGGAAAUCUUCACAGAGGUUGAAAAAACAAUCAUUCGCUACGAGGAAGAAAACAGACUGAUGGAAAACUGCUGGAAACCCCAGGAAAAGCUGCAGAGAAUCGGAAUCCAAAAGCCACAUAUCUUCAACGAGGAGGAAACUAUAGCCAUUCAGCUGUUUCGUAACCAGCGCAAAAGGUCCAAUAAGGACCAGGAUGAAGCAGUACCUCAGUGGACUGAAGAGGAUUGCAAGGAACCAGAAAAUCCAUAUUCACAUAUUAAAAAACAGGGGGAACCAGGACCUCCAUGGAUUAAAGAGGAAGAAGAACAUCAAGAGUCUUCACUGAUCAAAGAAGAAAAAGAUGAACCUGAGUUUUCAUGGGCUGAAGUGGAACAUCAGGAACAGGAUGUGUUAUUGAAGGAAAAACAGAAUGAAUCAGGACCUCCAUGUUAUCAAGAAGAGGAAGAGCCAGCAUCUCCGCUACUUGACAUUAAGAAGGAACCAGAUUAUUCACUACCUAAAUAUGAACAGUGGCUACCAGAGCAUACACUGUCUACACAGUACCAGGAAGACCUAAACAGCAGACAGAAGGAAAAGCAGCUUUUCCAGAAGCAGUCAAUCACUUUUAUGGAGACCUUUAAUAUUCAGGAAGUUGAUUUGAGUGAAAGAGAACCAAGAACUGAUCAGCAUUCCAUUGAUAUCUUUUCUGCAGCUGAGACUAAAGAAUGGGAAGAACGCAGCUCCACUACGUCAGAGAGUCAGCCUCAAACUGACAUGGAGAAAAUGCCUUUAAAAUGUGACAUUUGUGGGAGAUUCUUUAGGAAUAAGUCUACCAUGAAACAGCAUUACAUAAACCACACAGGUGACAAACCUUUUACAUGCGAGACGUGUGGAAAAGGUUUCUCCAGGAUUAGAAACUUAAAUGACCACAUUAGAACCCACACAGGUGAAAAACCUUUCCCAUGUAACGUUUGUGGAAAAAACUUCUCUCAGAUUGGUAGUUUACGGAUUCACAUUAGAACCCACACAGGUGAGAAACCUUUUACAUGCCAGACAUGUGGAAAAGGUUUCUCCCUGAUUAGAAACUUAAAUGACCACAUCAGAACCCACACAGGUGAAAAACCUUUCCCAUGUAACGUGUGUGGAAAAAACUUCUCUCAGAUUGGUAGUUUAAGGAUUCACAUUAGAACUCACACAGGUGAGAAACCUUUUCGUUGUAAGACAUGCGGAAAAGGGUUUUCUGAGUUUAAAAGUCUAAGCAUUCACAUCAGAACCCACACAGGUGAGAGGCCUUUUCCGUGUAAGACAUGUGGAAAAAGGUUCUCUCAGGUCAGUCAUUUAAAUGUUCACAUUAGAACCCACACAGGUGAGAAACCUUUUCCAUGCAAGACAUGUGGAAAAAGUUUCUCUCAGAUUAGUAGCUUAAAUGCUCACAUCAGGAUCCACACCGGGGAGAAACCUUAUCGCUGUAAAAUAUGUGGAAAAAAUUUCUCUCAUCAUGGUACUUUAAAUGCUCACAUCAGAACCCACACAGGUGAAAAACCUUUUCCAUGUGAGAUAUGUGGAAAACGUUUUUCUCAGAUUAGUACUCUAAAUUCUCACAGGCAAACCCACACAGAUGAGAAACCUUUUCUGUAUAAUACAUGUGAAAAAAGUCUUUCCUAGAUAAGUAUUUUAAAUGAUCACAUCAGAACCCACACAGGUGAACCUUUAUUUCAAAUAUGUGAAGAAAAAAAACUUUGUUGAUAUUGGCACAUUUCCACAUCAAAUGUUAAAGUGAAAAUGGUUAACCAAACUCAACUUAAUUCAAGAGAUUGUUUCUUACUAUUAUCAAAAAUUUUAUUACAAAUUUGAAAAAUAUAAUUGUAAAAGAAAAAAAUGUUUUUUGUUGCAGUACUCAAAGCUGUGAUGUAAUGGGUUGGUUGAUACUUCAGCUAGCAAUUGAAAACAGUGGAGAUACAUCACAACCAUAAAACACUUAAAUAAUUUGGUAUAACGGAAGAUGAAGCUGAAAGGACACUCAAGCAUCUAAAUAAUAUUAGCUUAUGCUUUGGAUCCCAUUCACCGUGUGACAUGAGCCGCAAUAAGGAGGGAGGAGGCAGUUUUGGUGCCGGGGUUCUGACUAUCCCUGCUACCCAACAGAACACCGGCUGUGGAGAUAAUGUAAAGCAAAAACAUUUGAGACAUGCCGUUUAUGAUCCAUCGGCCAGUCGGCUAAAGCCUGAAUCUGCUCCAGGUGAUUUUAACCUUCUUUAGACUGGGCUUUACUGGCUGGCCAAAACUUUCUAACAGUUGGUCAGCAGUAACAGUCAACCAUAAUGACUAGGUGAAAAACACACUAAGCAGGUAGAAUCAUGUUAUGUUGUCAGUCAUCAACUAUGCCCCUAACUCCAAAACAAACGUCCAUCACUAGAGCUUAGCUUUCCACAGUUAUUCCUGUUUGAGCUUCUUAAUAGCACACUUUUUUAUACCUCCAGCCAUCAGGAUGAACACAUCUAUGCAGCACAGGAUACCGCUGCAGUCCAAACCUCCAAAGAAAUGGUCUAUUUCUUACCGUGAUUCCCCGUUUCCAUGGCAGGCAGUCAGGUUAUCCUAAGAUCCCAGCUCUCCCUCACCAUCCUACGGGCUUUAUCCCUGAAAUGUCCGGUCAUGCUGUGUCUCUGCUCUGGGGUCAUUCAGGGACACCUCCAAAGCUUCCAUCUCUUUGCAGAGCGAUCUAAGUGUCCGAACAUUAGUAAAGCAAAACUUUACUAAUAUAAAGUUGUGAUGGACGUUUGUCCAUCACUAGAGCAUAGGGGCAUAGUUCUUGACUUGGUAAGUGGCAACAUGAAUUUACAUAUUAAAAAAAAAAAAAAUUCCAAUUACUUUUUUUUUCUUUCCAUUUUUGAAGACGUUUAGCUUCCUGGAUGGGAAGUUAAACGCCUUCGAACUUGGAAGCAAAGUCCAGUGGAUUUUUUCUUUUUUUUUUAAAUUUUUUUUUUAAUUCUGCCUGCUUAUGGUGUUUUUGCACCAUGUCACUAUGCUUGAUUGUUGCAGCUGACCUGCUGUCGUAGUUUUUGGCCGGUCAGUAGAGCCCAACUUUUAUAGGCAGCGAAAUAAACUAACUUUAGCUGGCUGUCUGAUGGACCACUAGCUUGCCAUACUGAAGAGUUUUUACAUUAUAGUGGGUGUUCUGUCAGGUAGCGGGGCUAGUAAGAACCCGGGUUCCAAAACUGCCUCUUCUCUCCAUCCUACGCCUCACUUCACAUGGUGAAUGGGCUCAUAAGCGUAUGUCAUGUGAUUUAGACGCUUUACUAUCCUUUCAGCUUCGUCUUCAAUCGUACUAAAUUUUUAAAGCAUUUUAUAGUUAUGAUGUAUUGCUGCUAUAUUAAAUUUAUUCAUUUGCUAGCUGAAGCAUUGACCAACCCCAUGGCGUAACUGCUUGGGGUACUGUAAUAUGGCGGCACCCAUACCAAAAAAUAUUAAUACUGUUUCUUUUAUGUUUAUGUUUUUCACAUUUGUAGUAUAAUUGUUGAUAAUAGUAAGACAAAAUCUCAUGAAUUAAGUUAGUUUAGUUAACUGUUUCAUUUCCCUUUAGCACAAAAAUGAGAAGUAGUCAGUGGACCUCACACAGAUAUAAAUAGAAAAAAACAUCUAAUUUUACUUUUAAUUUGAAUUUUUUGCUUAAAAUAGUACAAAAUGAAAAGUCUAAAUCAGUUUAAAUAUUCUUAUGAGUGAAGGUGUGUCUGGCUACAUUAGGUUUGAUUGUUUAAUUGUGACUCAUAACUAGGUUUACUGCAAGGAACUUGAAAUUAAGUCAUUUGAGUUUUAAACUAAAUGUAUGUUUUCCUGUAGUUUCCACAGACUACUUCCAAAAAUGGAUCUGAUCCAUGUCAAUUCUCCCCAAGUUACUGACACUGAUGAACUUUGGUUGCUUAGCAAUUAGCCAAUGCCUCGAUGUUUCUUUCGAUCCCUGCACAUAAUUAAGCCGACCUCUGCAAGAUGCAGGUUAUAACUCCAGAACAGAAAUGAUUCUUCUCCAGUUGGACAGCAGAUAUUAUCCUGUCUUUGAAAGCUUCAUUUAAGGAACAGCUUGUUGAACUUAGAUGAUCCAGUGUUCUCUCAUAUCUUGAUUGGAUAAUAUUUCAGAACUCUUCAUUCUGUUCUGUAUUUGUUGAUUCCUCACAAUAAAACUAAUUCUCUCUUUGCAUUUCUUUAUGCUUUGAUUAGCAUGGAACAGACAACUGAAGUUAAAGCUUUCCUAAUUUUAACCAUUUACCCAACUGCUUGUAAAUUUGGAUAUGAACUGUAGAUAAUCUAUGUAGAAAACCUGAUAUAAAAAUCUAAUUUUUCUUUAUUAUUAAAAUAUUUUUCUCUCAAAAGUACAUAUCCCUUUACUUUCCUUAGGAUCUUCCAGAUACGUCUUGCAACAGUAAUAAUGUUCAUUAACAAUCUCUUAGUCUGACACAAAUA
Molecule: messenger RNA, 4560 nt
Organism: Cyprinodon variegatus (sheepshead minnow)
Lineage: Eukaryota; Metazoa; Chordata; Actinopteri; Cyprinodontiformes; Cyprinodontidae
Product: gastrula zinc finger protein XlCGF57.1-like
Exons: 2
Coding region: 73-1773 (566 amino acids)
Biological process (GO): regulation of transcription by RNA polymerase II
Cellular component (GO): nucleus
Molecular function (GO): DNA-binding transcription activator activity, RNA polymerase II-specific; RNA polymerase II cis-regulatory region sequence-specific DNA binding
Source: RefSeq, a predicted model, not a curated record